This is a messenger RNA of Talaromyces proteolyticus, 1276 nucleotides long. RefSeq lists its product as uncharacterized. The transcript is spliced from 2 exons. NCBI's taxonomy places the organism in Eukaryota, Fungi, Ascomycota, Eurotiomycetes, Eurotiales, Trichocomaceae. The record is from RefSeq and is a predicted model, not a curated record. The coding region runs from base 152 to 943 and encodes 263 amino acids.
CUGCAUUCGAGUGACCGCAUACUAGGCCGGCCGCGGCGCUAAGUGGGAAGAAUGACAAAAAUCGAUAUUAGCCGCACCGCCGUCAUGUUUCCGCCAAUUUGGUACCAUUUAAGGCUUUUUGAACCGUCCAUCACAGUAUUUGGUCUCAAACAUGGUCGAUAAUCAAUAUAAUUCCAGCGUACAGCUGGCAAACACCGCUAGCCAACGCGCCCUCUCACUCCCAGAAAUUGUGUCAGAAGUCCUAUACUGGAUCCACAUCGAUGAAAACAUAAGCGAAUCCGACUUCAAGAAAGAUGUCCCACAAGAAUAUAUCGAACCAGAAAGCUUCGACGACCCGAUACCGCCAUCUCCAACAUACUCGUAUGGCAAAUUCGGUGUUCUAUUUCGCUGCUGCCUCGUCAACAGACUCUGGUACCAAGAAGCUGUGCCGUUAAUGUGGGAAACAAUUGAGGGCUGGUUCUGGGACCCCCUUCUCCCAAUCUGUUUCGAGGGUAUUUUCCACCAUUCCCGUCGACAGUUCUACGCCAAUUUUAUCAAGCGGCUUGUUCUGCAGACUAUCAACCAACAAACUGCCCAGAGGUACGAUUUGCUACUUCGUGGACUUGUGUUUCCGAAACUCGAGUGGUUGCGGUUGUAUUUGAGGGGUAAUAUCUGGGAAAAAUACGGUGUUCCGCCCGUCGAUGGGCCGAAUCUCAAGACAAUGGAAUUGGAUCCGCAUUUCGAGAAUGAUAUUACCGGGACUGAUUACUUGACAAGUCAAGAUGAUUGGGAAAAUGUCUUUGAGCAGGUACCUAUUCAAUUUCCUGCACUUGAAAACGUGCGUAUCAUUGACCGCGCGCGAGUCUGGCCAGGAGCGCUUGAACGCUUCGAAAAGCGGCUCCCCCAUUUGAAGAAAUUUGAUAAGAGACUUGUAAUCGAGAGUUCGAAUACAACGUCGGAGUAACUGACAGUCUGUCAGCAUAGCUACUGAUUCUCACGCAAUGCGUAAGGAAAGUAAUAUGGUUCUCCCGCUACAAUUAACUAUAUAAUAACAAGAUUAGCCGGCCGCUCCUAAAGGGGCCCCCAGGCAGGAGCCGACCAGGACGCUAUGUUUUUUUAUUUAUCGACAAAUUGAAAAUGGAAGGGUUUGUAACUCAAUUAGGAAGAUAAAUCUUAUUUUCCAAAUAUAUUGUUAUUAAUAAGUAUUUAUUGGCUAAUAGCGGCGUAUUAUUUGGUACGGUGGUGAGAGAGUCUCUGGGUUGAAAAUAUAUCAUGAUCUAUCAAUUAAUAAAAUUAC